This is a messenger RNA of Dacryopinax primogenitus, 945 nucleotides long. RefSeq lists its product as uncharacterized. Lineage: Eukaryota; Fungi; Basidiomycota; Dacrymycetes; Dacrymycetales; Dacrymycetaceae. Bases 1 to 945 code for a protein of 314 amino acids. The transcript is spliced from 5 exons. The record is from RefSeq and is a predicted model, not a curated record.
AUGGCAACCCCGAAGAAGCAUACGGUCCAUGGCGAAGGUCGGCCGAAAAUCGCUCCAAAUAUUCCGUCAAAAACGAGCAUAGGCGCCAGUCCAAGAGUCAGUAGUCAGAGGAUAUGGAGCAACUGCUCUUUGGUAAUUUUUGCACAGUCAUGGGAUAGUCCCGUCGAAGGAGUGUCGACUACUCUUUGUCUUCAACCAACAGUAUCCUCUCGAGUAUGCAACCGACUACGAGCACCAAACGGCGUGAACGACUCGCGUGGCCUGGAUCCUGUGGCUCGUGCUACCCGUUUGGCUUCGAUCUUAGACAUGUGCGCUCCUGCUAUUGUUGCACGCGGUCUUGCAAGAGCCCGCUUUUGUACUGAGGUACAGAACUAUACCUCGAGUGAAGCGCGUCAUCUUCCUCCCUGGUCAUAUUGUGGCGAAGGCAACAACUGGCCGCGAAUUGUCAAGCACACAACCUCGUCGGAUCUGAUUCCCAGCUACUGGUUCCGCGGAUUCGAGAUUAUGUUGCGCUCCCAGCAAGGCUCGUGCGGGGUGUAUCUGGAAGCGUUUGAUGAAGACGAGCUGGGUCGCUUCAUCCAGCAGCUCAAAGCUGCAUUCGACCGACUGGCGCUAUUCCGACCGCCAGAUCGACGCGUUUCUGGCAUAGAUGGUCUGGCCCGGGCCUGUCUACCCUACUAUGUCUCGUGGGAUCCAUUCGGCCCAUUCGAGAGCACGGCAGCCUUCAAUAAAAGACAAAUCCCCUCCCUUCGCGCUCUGAAGAUACACACACGACCUUUGCGCACGGAGAUUUCACACCCCACAACAUAUUGGUCGAUGAACACGGCCGUAGUUCGUCUAGCGGGCUAUGUGAGGUGGCAGAAGAUCAUUCGCGGCGUGUUUCCCAAUAUCGAGCACGAUGUCUGGGUCGAGAGUCAGUGGGGAAUGUGCUGGGGCCCUGCAUGA